Molecule: messenger RNA, 558 nt
Organism: Nilaparvata lugens (brown planthopper)
Lineage: Eukaryota; Metazoa; Arthropoda; Insecta; Hemiptera; Delphacidae
Product: alkaline phosphatase, germ cell type-like
Exons: 2
Coding region: 17-478 (153 amino acids)
Biological process (GO): dephosphorylation
Molecular function (GO): alkaline phosphatase activity
Source: RefSeq, a predicted model, not a curated record
GACAGCCAAGUAUCGGAUGUGGACGGCAUCCCAUACUCAACCCUGCUGUACGGGGCGGGUCCCGGCUACACGGCGCCCCCGGGCGACACCCCUCAACGGCAGCUCACAGCAGGCUCUGCACGAGGCGGCGGUGCCGCGUCAGUGGAGCACCCACGGCGGCGAGGAUGUGCCUGUCUUCGCCAAGGGGCCCCUCGCCAAGGCACUCUUCUCCGGCACCAUCGACCAGACCUUCAUUCCGCAUGCCAUCGCCUAUAUAGCUUGCCUCGGCGAGCAUGUGGAGCGCUGUGAAAACCUGAAUAUGUCGGCGUUUGCUUAUCGGCCCAACUGCGCCGUACCAGGAUCAGCAUUCGUUCUAGCGAGCAGUAAAUACAACAAAAAUCUGCUGCAAGAUGCUGAGAGCUCAUCAUCAACGAACGAAUUUGUACAGUUAAACUCAGUGAUGAGCAUUAUAAUUGUUUGUACUGUGCUUGUGCUCUAAAAACUAUGAUUGUUACUGUUUAAGCCAUCUAGUCAGUUUGCUCCUUAAGUAUUUUGAAUUCUCAAUAAAUAUUUCCUCCA